Molecule: messenger RNA, 2875 nt
Organism: Cuscuta epithymum
Lineage: Eukaryota; Viridiplantae; Streptophyta; Magnoliopsida; Solanales; Convolvulaceae
Source: the annotation of a GenBank genome assembly
UUUAUAUUCCGUUUUCUUCUAUGAACGUGGUCGAGCUCGUCCACUCAAAGACCGCUUCAACUGGACAGGAUGCCGUGCCCGUCAAUGGUAGUUUGAAGAAGCAAGGCCGAGAAAUGGGUCGAAUUUCGGCUCCAUCUGACGCACCAAUCAAAUCGGAGGACGAAUCCUUGGAAGCGUUGUGGCCGGAGCAACAAGAAGGCGUUCCGUUGAAACAACGUCUGAAAUUGCUUCUGACUAGCAGUCGGACACUCAAAUCCGAAGCAGAAAUUGCUGUUGUUUCCGAGCCCCCACAUAAUAUUUAUGCUCGAAGCUACAGCAACCAUUUCUACUCACAGGAGGAGAAGGUUGGCUGUUUGGAAGUUCAGCAAAAUGAUACUGGCAAAGGAGAUGAGAGCAUGUGCCAGUUGAUUGCUGAUAAUAAUAUUAUAUCAGGAAAAGUUGAUGCAGCCAAUUCACUUCAACAGAUGUCUCCAUCACACCUUGCCGUUAUAACAAAGGUUUCUGAUGCCAAUUUACGGAAAAAAUGCAUAAAAUUUUCAUCUGGUGCUGAUAUGGAGACACCAGAGAAGAAUGAGAUUCCUAGUGACUUUUUGGAUGAUCUGGAUUUUGUUGUACUAAAAGAGAGACAAAGAAUGCUGCUAUCUAGGAGAGCACCAUCUUUCGAAAGGAAAACUAUGGAGGAUAACUCACUAGAAAUUUCUAGCUUUUCUGAAGAUGACUUAAUCAAUGAAGGUACUGGAGUAAGAAAGGGAAAUGAUGAACCCCGUGAUAGGGACUUUCAGAUGGCUGGAGGUCAUUCUAAGACGUAUGAUUUGUUGAAUUUUAGAGAUCAUGGAUUGACUGAUUCCUGCCCGAACGAAUAUUCACUCAACCAAGCAACAUCACAGAGGGUUCAAGGAAAUGGUUUCUUAUGCUCUUUAAAGAAAGUUCUUUCUGAUCAAGGAAAUGAUUUAUUAUUAAAAAAAGUUCUUUCUGAGCAUGAAUCAAGUCAUGAAUUAGAUCUUCCUUCGGAUAGCCUUGGUACAGAUAUUGUUGAUGUGAAGGUCGAACCCUUAAGUAGCACCGAGUUAGAUACCAGAGGAAAACAUGCUACAGACAAUCCACUUUAUAUUUCCCCCUUUCCAAUUAAGGGAGAAGAAACCCCUUAUGAACUUGAUCACAAGUCGCUGCGAGAACGGUUGGAGUUAUUUUCAGGAAAUGUAAAUGCAAUUUGGUCAUCUGGAGGUGAUGCAAUAUCAGCUUCUUUGAUCAAAAUAGUGCCCCCAAUGAUUAAUCAUGCAGUACCGGACAGAGUGCAAGGAAAUGAUUUGUUAGGCUCUCUAAAGAAAGUUCAUUCUGAGCAUGAAUCAAGUCAUGAAUUAGAUCUUCCUUCAGAUAGCCUUUGUGCAGAUAUUGUUGAGGUGAAGGUCGAACCCUUGGAGAGCAUCGAGUUAGAUACCAGAGGAAAACAUGCUAAAGACAAUCCACUAUAUAAUUUUUCCCUUCCAGUUAAGAGAGAAGAAGUUCCUUAUGAUUCUAGCAUAGAUGAACUCGAUCACAUGUCUCUGCGAGAACGGUUGCAGCUAUUUUCACGAAAUGCAAAUGCAAUUUGUUCAUCUGGAGGUGAUGGGAUAGCAGUUUCUUUGAUAAAAACAGUACCCGCUAUGGUUGAACCCACACCCAUUUCAUCUGCAACUGCCAAACCAGUGAAAAUUCAAAUUUCACGAAAGCGGAGAAAGACUGCCACAGAUUCAGUUGAAUUAGCAAUGGAGGAAGACGCUCCUGGACUUCUUAAGGCACUGCUUGAGAAAGGUGUAGCGGUUCAUGAAAUUAAACUUUACGGGGAACCUGAGAGCAACGAGCCUCUGGAUGAUUUGUCUACAGAAGAUAGUUUCGCUGAGCUUGAAGAGAUUAUAAUAAAGCUGUUUUCCAGGCAUCAUUCAUUGCUUAAACUUCCUGCAAUGCAUUCUUUAAAGGGAGAGAAAGCUAGUUAUUGUCUCGCAUGUCUAUUUUCACUUGUAGAGCAGGCACAACAUUUACGGUUAAGAAAAUGGCCUGUUGAGUGGGGAUGGUGUCGAGAUCUCCAAUCAUUCAUAUUCGUUUUUGAAAGACAUAACAGGAUUGUUCUUGAACGCCCAGAGUAUGGGUAUGCAACAUAUUUCUUUGAAUUGGUUGGAUCUAUACCGAUACAAUGGCAGAUCAGGCGAUUGAUAACGGCUAUGAAGCUUACUAGCUGCAGUAGGGUCUCGUUAAUCGAGAACAGAGCAAUAUUGGUUGGGGAGGACGUUAGUGAAGGAGAAGCAAGAGUGCUGGUUGGGUACGGCUGGACCCCCAACACUGGCCUGGGAUCUAUGCUCAACUACUGUGAUAGAGUGGUUCAUGACAGAAAGCAACAGGAGAGGGAUAGCUCAGAAUGGAGGACCAAAAUUGGGAAGAUGCUCAUUGAUGGGUAUAAUCGCGGCAGAAUUGUGCCUAUAGAGCUUCCGGGGAGUCUAGCCAAGUACAAUGUUGCUGAUGACACCAAUGUGAAGCUAGAAUUAUACUAGAGUGCACAUAAAGUGAUUUAUUUUUGUAAAUACUUCAGAAUUCUUCUGAAAUGCGUAGCAUGUUUUUUUGUUAUGUCCGUGAAUAGUCAUGGACCGGGCCCGAUCCGGUUCCGGCCUAGGCCUGGCCGGACUUGGAGGUGUUGGAGUGUAGCCCGGAAUCGGCCCGGGUGUUGACCGGUACUGGUUCGGGCUGGGCCACCUGCCCGGGUACUGGGCUGGUUCGGUUCGGGCCGGGCUUUUUUUUCUUGUUUCUUAAUUAAUUCUAGAAGUGCUGCAUAUAAAAACAAACUCCAAGUGCAUUUAUUUGAAAUAUGAACUACGUUUGAGAAUUGAGAAAAAAAUUACAAUAU